CAAAGUUUGGGGUACUUUUACAAGUUUGCUCCACAGGCUGUGCAUUUGCAGUGUAUUUGUAAGCAAUGGCUACCAUCCGAAAGAAACUGGUGAUUGUUGGUGAUGGAGCUUGUGGUAAGACAUGCUUACUCAUAGCCUUCAGCAAGGACCAGUUCCCAGAAGUAUAUGUUCCCACAGUGUUUGAGAACUAUGUGGCAGAUAUUGAAGUGGAUGGAAAGCAGGUGGAGUUGGCUUUGUGGGACAUGGCUGGACAGGAAGAUUAUGAUCGCUUGAGGCCUCUCUCCUAUCCAGAUACCAAUGUUAUACUGAUGUGUUUCUUCAUUGACAGCCCUGAUAGUUUAAAAAAUAUCCCAGAAAAAUGGACUCCAGAAGUGAAGUGUUUCUGUCCUAAUGUACACAUUAUCCUGGUUGGAAACAUGAAGGAUCUUCAGAAGGAUGAGCACACAAGAUGGGAGUUAGCCAAGGUGAAACAGGAGCCAGUAAAACCUGAAGAAGACAGAGAUAGGACAAACAGGAUUGGCACCUUUGGGUACAUGGAUUAUUCAGUGAAGACCAAAGAUGGAGUGAGAGAGGUUUUAGAAGUGGCCAUGAGAGCUGCUCUGCAAGCCAGGUGUGGGAAGAAAAAAUCUGGGUGCCUUGUCUUGUGAAACCUUGCUGCAAGCACAGCCCUCAUGCGGUUAAUUUUGAAGUGCUGUUUAUUAAUUUUAGUGUAUGAUUACUGGCCCUUUUCAUUUAUCUAUAAUUUACCUAAGAUUACAAAUCAGAAGUCAUCUUGCUACCAGUAUUUAGAAGCCAGCAAUGAUUAUUAAUAAUGAUGUCCAACCCAUCUGACCUGCCAGGAUCCUUCCAACACUGCUCUAACAGCCCUUUCUGCACUCCACCUGACACACCAGGUGCUAAUUCAAAGAAUUUCUUAACUUCUUGCUUCUUUCUAGAAAGAGACAGUUGGUAACUUUUGUGAAUUAGGCUGUAACUACUUUAUAACUAACAUGUCCUGCCUCUAAUCUGUCAGUUGCAGGGAAUUCUGAUGAGUCCCCACUUCAGAGUCUUACUCCUCUUGGAGUUAUUGGCAUCGCUCUGGGGUGGGCAGACAGUUUUUUUUGAAAACAUGCUCAGCCAGAAGCCCCAAGUCCAUGCAGCUGUGGCAGAGUUACAGUUCUGUGGUUUCAUGUUAGUUACCUUAUAGUUAACCAUGUAAUUAGUGCCCCUUAAUGUAUGUUACCAAAAAUAAAUAUAUCUACCCAGACUAAAUAUAGUAUUUUUUGUAUAAUUGGAUUUCCUAAUACUGAUACUUGUCAUUACAACAAAGAAUGUAUUGGU
Messenger RNA from Octodon degus (degu), 1320 nucleotides. Its product is annotated as transforming protein RhoA-like. The transcript has a single exon. Gene Ontology annotation, biological process: cell migration; stress fiber assembly; small GTPase-mediated signal transduction. Gene Ontology annotation, cellular component: dendritic spine; cleavage furrow. NCBI's taxonomy places the organism in Eukaryota, Metazoa, Chordata, Mammalia, Rodentia, Octodontidae. The coding region runs from base 66 to 647 and encodes 193 amino acids. The record is from RefSeq and is a predicted model, not a curated record. Gene Ontology annotation, molecular function: GTPase activity; GTP binding.